Messenger RNA from Mya arenaria, 4232 nucleotides. RefSeq names its product ubiquitin-associated domain-containing protein 2-like. Gene Ontology annotation, molecular function: protein binding; serine-type endopeptidase activity. The transcript has 9 exons. The record is from RefSeq and is a predicted model, not a curated record. Bases 44 to 1081 code for a protein of 345 amino acids. Lineage: Eukaryota; Metazoa; Mollusca; Bivalvia; Myida; Myidae.
CUUCAAUUAAACAUCCGUUCAUGAAACUCGCAUUGUAAGAAAGAUGAGCAUGAUUGCAAAUAAGGGUUUUAAGCAAGCCCCAGUAUGCAAGUUCCUGCUGGGCUCAGCCAUUGGUUCCUCCUUGCUCCUACAGCUGCCCCUGAAGCAAUUUCAGGGAUAUUUUAUCUACACUCACACCAGCCUUUUCGACAAGGGACAGGUAUGGCGAAUUCUGACAUCAAAGCUUGCAUUUCUGGACCUGAAGGACCUGUUUGUCUGCUCCCUGCUGAUCUACUAUUUUCGAGUGUUUGAGAAACGCUUUGGAUCAAGGAAAUUCUCUUCGUAUUUGCUUGGCUCAGCACUGGUGUCUACCAUUCUUGAGGUUCUGGCAGUGUAUGCUUGCAGGACCUUGGAAAUACCCAUAGGACCUCUGCCUACUGGACCGUUAUGCCUGAUCUACCCAAUGUUUGUACCGUUCUACUGUGACAUUCCCCGUGUGCCUCUCUCUCACAUCUGGGGUGUCCCGAUGACGGGGAAAUCUAUAUCGUACAUCCUCGGUCUACAGGCCGCUAGCAGCUCACCGGGGUCGAUGGUGGUCGCAAUAUGUGGACUUCUUGGUGGAAUACUAUGGCGAUGCAACCUUUGUAAAAUUCAAUCCCUAGUGAAGAUACCCGGGUUUAUUGGGCGUUUUUGUCAAGCCACAUUUGGGAGAUUGCUUGGAGAGGGGGAAAAUACACACAUGGACACCACACAGAUUGGGGCAACCAUAGAAAUUCAGAGGCAGGAGAUGACAGAACGUCUUGAACAGCAGGUGAUCUGGCAAUCUGUACAGCAACAACUACAACAGACCCCCCGAGCUGCAGCUCAGAACUUGGUCAAUGGUCCAGGGAUAUUUGGCGCUAUAAAUAACAACAGAGAUGGUGGGGUUAGGUACAGAAAUCUGGAAGAAAAUGUACAAGGACAAGAGCCAGCAGUGGUCUCGGAGGAUCAGGUUCGCCAGCUUGUAGAGAUGGGUUUCCUUGACAACCAAGUGAGAAAUGCCCUGCGUGUUGCAAACAAUGACAUUGCCGUGGCAACUAAUAUCCUGCUUCAGAACAGUUGAGAUUGGCUGCUCGCUAAGUGUGGCCGUGUUAAAUUUCGAAAAAAAGAGGUUUUCAGCUACUUUGGAUUACAUAAAGAUCUAGAGAUUACAUAAAGGUUGGGAAUGAGCGAUACAGUAAUGUAAUUGAGCUAUAUAUUGAUCGUUGAAAUGUUGGAAAAGAUCUGUACAGCUCUGUAUUUGAUUAUUCAAACAUUGAAAAUGAUAUAUUCAGCUCUGUAUUUGAUUUUCGAAAUGUUGGAAAGAUCUAUUUAGCUCUGUAUUUGAUUUUCAAAAUGUUGGAAAGAUCUAUUCAGCUCUGUAUUUAAUUGUUGAAAUGUUUGAAAGAUCUACCGGUAUACAGCUCUGUAUUAGAUUGUUAGAAUUCAGCGACUUGAAAUGUGCAUGUCAUUUUUAAAGAUAGAUUUGAUUGAUGAAAUGUAAUAACAGUCUAUUGAGCUAUUUAAGGAUGGAUUUGAUUGAUGAAAUGUAAUAACAGUUUAUGGAGCUAUUUAAGGAUGGAUUUGAUUGAUGAAAUGUAAUAACAGUCUAUUGUGCUCAGCUAUUUAAGGAUGGAUUUGAUUGAUGAUAUGUAAUAACAGUCUUUUGUGCUAUUUAAGGAUAGAUUUGAUUGAUGAAAUGUUAUAACAGUCUUUUGUGCUAUUUAAGGAUAGAUUUGAUGGAUGAAAUGUUAUAACAGUCUUUUGUGCUAUUUAAGGAUGGAUUUGAUUGAUGAAAUGUUAUAACAGUCUUUUGUACUAUUUAAGGAUAGAUUUGAUGGAUGAAAUGUUAUAACAGUCUAUUGCGCUAUUUCAGGAUUUAUUGCAUAUUUUCUUGCGUUUAUGCUGUGUGAAGGAAGUAGUGCCACAUGAGCUAAUUUUUAAUUUGCUCGCGUGCCCUUAUGGUUCAUACAGCAUAGACGCAACAAUGAAUGCAAUCAAUACUUACAUUUGCAUUUUAAAUAAUUAUUCAUUAUCAUUAAAAAUAAACAGUAUCUUCUGCAAUUGAGUAUUUUUUAUCAUGGAAUGUACCGGUAACUGACAACAUACGUCUGUAUAUAAGAAUAGCUGAUAUUUGUAGAGUUGUAUAUCAUUGGUUAAAUGGUGUCGCUUUAAUCCAAUCCGAGCGCAAUAUUGAAGUAAAUAAUGACGUCACAAUUCUUUGCGUGUUAUACAAUAUGAAUGUAAAGUUUUAUCUUUACGAAUGACUAGGCAAAUGUAAAUAUAUGUAUUUGGUGCAUAUGUUAAUAAUGAUAAUACUCGUAUGACAAUACACAUGUUUGUGAAGCUAGUCCCAUCCGUCAUUCUGGUUUAGACAUCUGAUGAGUUACUCUUCUCAUUCAACUGAGUGAAGCAUAUGAGGGCACGCAUCGCAGUUCUUCAAUUAAUGUGUUCUUUAGGGCUAUUCCAUUUAAACAUAUAACCAACGGGGGGAAUGCACUUUUAAAUUAUCCCACCCUCCUACAAAAGCAAAUUAUCCCUUUUGGGGCCCAAAUUAGUCUAAAAAGACGCCCACCCAUACACUAUUACAAUAAUUUCCUUCCCCCGGGGGGUUAUAUGUUUUACUGGAAUAGCCCUUAACCAUAAUAAUUCAGCCAUGCUGCACAAUUUUGGGCCCUCUGACCCAACUAUUAUAAUUAAAAUAGUCAUUAUGAAAAAAAAUCCAUAAAGGUUCUUUGUAAGGAUACAAACUGAAAUGAUAAGCUAGUUGGAACAAUAAUACGUUAAUUGUGUGUGCAAUAACAUUACAGUACUUCUUUAAUGAUCUUGUGUAUUUGACCUCAAAGUUAGCAUAGAAAAAGGGCAAUUUGUAAACGGGUAUUUUUUGCAAUUUUUAAAAAUUCUUCAUGAAUAUUUGGGUAUUGCAUCCUGAAAUGUCUUUUUACUUUAACAUCAAAUAAAUUUAUUUAAGGCAAAUGUAUAUCUGAAGGCCUAUAAUUGUGCGAAGCAGCUCAUGUAUAAGUGUGUGAAUUUUUAAAUUACCUGUGAUACAUAACAUAGUGCUAAUAAAUGUUUUAUUUUUGUUAGAUUUAGGUUCAUCUAUUUUAAAAACUGAUGAACUAUUGGCGUUAAGGAGACUUUUGAGUUGAUUAUUCAGAACUUUGUUCAAGUUAACAACGUUGAUAACUGCAUCGUUGUUAACUUGAAAAGGUGAACUAUUUUAUGAAGUGCUCAUGUAUUUGCAGAGAACAAGUACAACUGUAGCAGUUGUCUCAAAUCUGGUUAGAAAUACUGCUGGGGUCGUAGUUAAUAAGCAUCUUAGUGAAUAUUUUGAACUUAGUGAGAAUUUCCUAAUUUUUUGACAACGAUUAUUUUAAAUACCCGCUACUUUUCAUCAGAUUUAUUCAUAUGCAUACUUAUAUUGUUUAGACCAUUUCUUGUUAUUUUCAUGUUUUUGGAGUACAAACAUUGUUAGUUUUCUUAUAAUUCAAAUUAGAAAAAAGGCAAUUUUCACUAAGUUGCAAAUUUUCACUAAGAUGCAUAUUGAAUACGGCCCCUGAUCACAAGUGUAUCCAUUACUCUUGCAAAGCAGUAACAAUUUGAAAGUUAACAAAGUACUGAACAAUUGUUCAAGUCUUGAUUUAAAAAAUAUAUCAUAAUAAGGAGAUGCAACUUGUGAUUUUGGUCCAUUUACUGGGUCCUGUUUCGGCCAUCAACUUCCAAGAAAUGCAACAACUUAGCCUUCAAUUUUAACUUGUAAAUUUAUCCAAAAAAAAUAAUUUCCAAGUGUUUGGCUUGAUUUUUCUUGCAUAAAUGUCAACAUGUCAAUAAUUAGCAUGAAGAAUAGAAAUUUAAACUAGCUAAUGUCAACUUGUUGUACUCCAUAAUUGGUAGACAAGUUGACGUUUGUGAAAGUGAAAAUUUAAUUUCAACUUGUUGCCUGCCUGUUAAGUCGACAUGUUGAUGGCAGAAACAGGAUUCCAUACACAUUUAGCAUGUUUCUGAAAAAUUUCAACUCUUAUUAUUUUUUUGUCAGUCAGGAUUUUUUUAAUGUUUUUUGGCAAGAAAUUUGAAACUGAAUUAAUAAAGAAGGAUGAUUUAAAGUACAUAAGUUCACCCACUAAACAUGGAGAGAAAUUCACAUCAUAAUUGUCUUGAAACUAUUUGGUACCUAGUGAAGCGAAAAUAAAUGGAUUAUUGUUUAUGAACAUACAUAUAAUGUUAGUACAUUUAUU